Molecule: messenger RNA, 477 nt
Organism: Ananas comosus (pineapple)
Lineage: Eukaryota; Viridiplantae; Streptophyta; Magnoliopsida; Poales; Bromeliaceae
Exons: 1
Coding region: 1-477 (158 amino acids)
Biological process (GO): proteolysis
Molecular function (GO): aspartic-type endopeptidase activity
Source: RefSeq, a predicted model, not a curated record
AUGUCGGCUGGGCGCGCGUCGUCAUCGCGCCAGCCGGAGGGAUCGAGAGCGCCUAGCGGCCGAGUUUAUGCCGCUCAAGUGGAGGAGCAACCUGCAGCACCCGACGACGUCGUGUCAGGUAUUAUCCUAAUCAAAGGCAUUAGAGCUAGAGCAUUGUUUGACACUGGCGCAUCUCAUUCAUGCAUUCGUGCAUCAUUCACUCGGACUCACGACAUCGAAAUAGUCAAUAGUCAAGAAGAUUGGUGGAUUGAUUCCCCCGAACAUUCGUUCAGAGUGCGUAAGAAAUGUUUGGCUUGCCUGAUUCAGAUCGGUGAUUGGAUCAUGCCAAUAGACUUGCUGGUACUGAACAAAAUGUGGGGAUUUGACGUAAUCUUGGGGGUCAACUGGCUCUCCAAGUACUAUGCGAUCAUAGAUUGCGAGCGCAAGGUGAUCACUUUUCGUGAGCCUAAUCAAGAGGAGUUAGUGUACCGGGCGUAA